Messenger RNA from Frieseomelitta varia, 654 nucleotides. RefSeq lists its product as uncharacterized. Lineage: Eukaryota; Metazoa; Arthropoda; Insecta; Hymenoptera; Apidae. The record is from RefSeq and is a predicted model, not a curated record. The transcript is spliced from 3 exons. Bases 36 to 596 code for a protein of 186 amino acids. Gene Ontology annotation, biological process: positive regulation of voltage-gated potassium channel activity; sleep; regulation of synaptic transmission, cholinergic.
GUUGCUUAAUAAUUUCAAUAUUUAUAAAUUAGUAUAUGCACAAAGAAAAUUGUAUAUUUCAUACUUCGUUCAACAUCUGCAUAUGUUUGCUACAAUCAGCGAAUUUUAUUAUCAUAGAUAAGAUAACAGGUAAAAAGAUUUGCAUCCUACAUAACUCUCAAGGUAGAACCAACAUGGCUGGACAAGUAAGCUUGCCGAUAAUAAUCAUUCUCAUAAAUUUGGAAUACGUGAAAGGAGAGAACCUAUGGUGUUACCAAUGCAAUACCAAUCUAAGAAGCGGUCAUACAAGAGAAUGCAACGAUCCUUACAUUCCAGCACCUUAUUCUGACUUAGUUCUCUGUCCUCAAAACGAGUCGCAACAUUGUCUUAAAAGCAUCAUCGACUAUGGGGACGUGUUGGUGACAGUGCGAGGUUGCGUAUUGUCAAGAGAAAUCGAUGGAUACUGCCAACCAGAGAAACAUUUUCCGGGAUCUAGCGUUGCAUGUUCUUUCUGCAAAAAUUACGCUUGUAACAAUCAAAAUUCUAUUCAUAUAUUCUUUUUACGUAAUUUAGUAUUUAUAUUUGCUUUGAUUGGUGUAAUAUUGUAUUUACAGUAAUAUUUAUUUUAUGUCUUAUUUAAUUCCUAAGCAUUUCAAUCACGAAAUAUUAAAUUAC